AUGGCACCUCACGUUUGGCUCAUCACCGGAAGCACCUCGGGCUUCGGCGCUGAGUUUGUCAAAGCAAUCCUCGCAAAAGGAGACAAGGUCAUCGCGACGGCUCGCGACAUCUCAAAGAUAGUCCACUUCCGUCAGGCUGGCGCAGCCGUGUUGAAGCUGGACCUUCUGGCUAGCCAGUCUGAGUUUGACAGGGUGGCCCAAGAAGCGCUGGGUAUCUAUGGCGGUGUUGAUGUUUUGGUUAACAAUGCUGGCUACUCGCAUUUUGGAACAGUCGAGGAUGACAGCCAAGAAGACUGGAACAAAGUCUUCCAGACUCACGUCUUUGGACCUCUCGGUAUAACACGAGCCUUCCUGCCUCAUUUUCGAGCUCGCAAGUCCGGAACAUUUGUCUUCAUGGGCUCUACGGCUGCCUGGGGAGGUAUCCCUACCCUAGGGGCAUACUGUGCAUCCAAGAGCGCGUUGAGAGGUGCUGUCGAAACGCUUGACCUCGAGGUCAAGUCCAUUGGGAUCAAAACCCUACUAGUCGAGCCGGGAUUCUUUCGCACCGAACUGCUCAACGCCAAAAAUACGGUCUACGUGGACACGAAGAUCCCGGAAUACAAGUCCACCGUCGAUUCACUGUAUGCUCAGUUCAAGGGAGCGCAUCAUCAGCAGCCUGGAGACCCCGCAAAAGGGGUUUCUCAUAUCAUUGAUCUGGUGGAAUCUUCAGGCACUGCUCAAGGACGGUCAUUGCCAAUCAGCUUGGCUCUGGGACCAGACGCAGUGGUUCAACUGCGCAAGAAGUGCGCUGACACGAUCGAGCUCUUGGAUGAAUGGAAGGAAGUUUCAUCUGACACGUCGCUCUAG
This is a messenger RNA of Colletotrichum siamense, 846 nucleotides long. Its product is annotated as Oxidoreductase BOA17. The coding region runs from base 1 to 846 and encodes 281 amino acids. NCBI's taxonomy places the organism in Eukaryota, Fungi, Ascomycota, Sordariomycetes, Glomerellales, Glomerellaceae. The record is from RefSeq and is a predicted model, not a curated record. The transcript is spliced from 3 exons.